GAAAAAGGCAUCACGCUAAAAGGCAACACGCAAAGAGGCAUAACGCAAAGACCCAACACGCAAAAAGGCAUAACACAAAGAGGUAUCACGCAAGGAGCCAACACGCAAAAAGAAAUAACGCAAAAAGGCAGUACGCAAAGAGGCAACACGCAAAAAAGCAUCACGCAAAAAGGCAGUACGCAAAGAGGCAUAACGCAAAAAGGCAACACGCAAAAAGGCAUCUCAAAAAAGGCAACUUGCAAAGGACAUCACGUGAGAAUUUUACUUAGGAUCCAGGCCUGGAUCUUAAACAGUAUUAUUUGGUACAUACUUCAAGCCAACCGAAGUGGUAUUCGAACGAGACAUUCCAUAUUGCUCACCUCGCGAAGUGCUUAUUCGGUACCUUAAGCGUGCCCUGAUUGAUAUAUUACAACAAAUCCAAAACGGAAUUGACAGCGAUUUCAUUUUUUUCCGGCUGAAAAACUUAAUUGAUUUACUUUUGAGAUCGGCACAUGUUUACCAAGAUGGCAGGAAAGGUUUUAGCGGUUCUUCGUGAAGCGUUAACAGCAGGGGAAAAUUGCCGUCAAUCUAAGGAUGAUCCCACCACAUGAGCGAUUGGUGUUGCCUUUUUGCGCUAUGCCUCUUUGCGUACUGCCUUUUUGCGUGAUGCCUUUUUGCGUGUUGCCUCUUUGCGUUAUGCCUUUUUGCGUUUUGGCUCUUUGCGUGUUGCCUUUUGCGUGAUGCCUCUUUGCGUUAUGCCUUUUGCGUGUUGCCUCUUUGCGUUAUGCCUCUUUGCGUGA
Messenger RNA from Porites evermanni, 779 nucleotides. The record is from the annotation of a GenBank genome assembly. Lineage: Eukaryota; Metazoa; Cnidaria; Anthozoa; Scleractinia; Poritidae.